GAUCAGCCUGGAUGGUUCUCUCAAGAAAUUUUGUAGAAUUCUUCAUCCAAGGGUGGGAUAAUCUACCAAGAAUCCUCCUAAUGUACUACUCCAACUUCAUCUCCUCCUCCGAAUUCUACUUCCAAACCCUACUCUGCAACUCGCCGGAAUUCACCACCACCGUCAUCAACCAUGACCUCCGCUACAUCUCAUGGGAUAAUCCCCCCAAGCAGCACCCCCGCAACCUCGCCAGCGCCGACCUCCACAACAUUAUCAGCAGCAAAGCUCCCUUCGCUCGUAAAUUCAGAGUGAAUGAGUCUGUUCUCAGUCGGAUCGACGAAGAGUUCCUCAACCGGCACGGCAUUGGCGACGAGAAUUUUGUGCCGGGAGGGUGGUGCUCGGGAUUGCCGAUGUGUUCGGAAGUUGGCGAUGAGAGGAGGAUUGAGCCUGGAGCUGGAGCACGCAGGCUAGCGCAGCUCAUGGAUGGGUUACUUAAAUCCGAUAGAUUCAAGAGUAAUCAAUGUAGAUAAAUGAGACAUUAUUGUCGUGUUGCGACGAUGUUAUGUCAUCAUAUAUCUCGUCAUUUGUGGGUGACGUGACGUCCCAUGAGUGCUGGUCCGGACA
Phalaenopsis equestris is the source of this 603-nucleotide messenger RNA. Its product is annotated as beta-glucuronosyltransferase GlcAT14A-like. The transcript has a single exon. The record is from RefSeq and is a predicted model, not a curated record. The annotation marks the transcript as partial. Gene Ontology annotation, cellular component: membrane. NCBI's taxonomy places the organism in Eukaryota, Viridiplantae, Streptophyta, Magnoliopsida, Asparagales, Orchidaceae. Gene Ontology annotation, molecular function: glucuronosyltransferase activity.